CGCAGUCAGUGAGUGGGAAAUGCUAAUGACUAACAGUUAUUCCAAUCGAAUUGAUUUUUCCCAUCGCGUUUCUUACUGAACCGUCGAAAAUGUGUGAAAUUGUGGUGACAAGAGUCACAUAAGAGACAUUCAUGCCACCAUUGAAAAAUCGUCGUACGCACAGCUAAUAAACACGAAUCUCAGAAAAAUCUCCAUUAUUACACAGUGUCAGUCCCAUUCUAUUUUGGUACGCUGCUGGUGACUGAACAAUACUUAACCCAAACGUGAUGAUGAAAGAGUCAAUCCGGGGGAAAACUGACGAUCAAUAGCUGAAACCAAUGAUGAAUAAAUCCUGGAGAUCCGUUUACCAGGAUAAUGUCAUCCAGUAUCUAUCCGCUGAUAAUCCUGACGGCUUUGACCGUCUAUGUACCAGUAAUUUGGCACAAAAUAAAUACACGAGUGCAUCUGUAAACAGUGUCUCAGCUUACCCUUCGUCUGAAACUGAAACUUUCCUAAAAAAUCAUCACGAGGGGAGGAAUUUUAUAUUUAAACUAACAUCAAAGUUAAUGUUGUUGAUGAAUUUUUUAAAAAACUUAUUACUAAUAAUACUACUCAAGAGGUCGAACGUCACAGGACAUAUUGUACCAAUUAUGAGGUUAUGCUUGAUAAUUCCAACGAUAAUCCUAAUUAUUCAAUUGACCCCAGUGACAAGUGCAACGCAGCCCUUGAGGAACCCCUACGAGAUCCUGGGAAUUCACAGGCGUUCGACCCUCCAGGACAUAAAAAAAGCGUACAAGAAUCUCGUGAAGGAGUGGCAUCCUGACAAAACUGAUCAUCCCGAUGCCGAAGAUAAAUUUGUGGAGAUAACAAAGGCAUAUGAGCUUCUGUCAGACCCAGAAAGACGAAGGAAUUUCGAUAACCGUGGAAUAACUGAGGAGGGAACCUCCAGAUUCAGAAGUGAAAACAGUCAUUUUCAGAUGCCUGAUCCUCUGGAAGAGUUAUUUGCUGGAAAUUUCAAAUUUAAUUACCAGAGUCGAGAUAUUUCUUUCUACCACAAGAUGAGUGUGACAUACAGAAUGUACGAACAUAUGAUUCUGCCAAAAAGUCUCCGCACUCCUUAUUUACUUUUUUUCUACUCAGAGUGGUGUUUCACUUGUAUUCAGAUCGAGCCAACGUGGCGUCGAUUGAUAGACGAAUUAGAGCCUUUGGGUGUGACAUUGGCAACAGUUCAUGGUGAGAGAGAGCCGGCAUUUAAAAGACGAAUUGGAAUUCACUCGAUUCCCUGUCUAGCCCUGACAAUGGACGGUCGCACAAGCAUCUAUAAGGAGUCCCUCUUCAAUGUCCCAAAAAUCGUGGAAUUCGUUCGGAGCAAAUUCCCUUACAAGUUGAUUCCCAAGAUAACUAAGGACAACGUUGAUGGAUUUUUGUCGGGCUGGAGGGACAACAGAAUCAGAGCCCUGAUAUUCGAGAAGAAGGACUCACAGAGACUACGAUAUCUCCUGGUGGCAUUCCAUCACAGGGACCGAGUGGCAUUUGGUUUUGUUCAAGUGGGAAAACCAGAGACUGAGGAAAUCACGUCGAGAUAUAAGAUUUCUGGUGAUUUGAAUACAUUAUUACUGUUCAAUGAAAACUCUGAAAAGCCCAUGGCAUCAGUUAGCAUGAAGGACAUCUCCAGUGAGACGAUGCACAAUGUUAUAUCGAAUAAUAAAUUCCUGGUGCUGCCUAGGUUAUCGAAUCAGGCGAUACUGGAUUCUGUGUGCCCACCAGAGUGGCUAAGACCUCAGAAACGAUUGUGCGCUGUUCUCAUAUCCCAGAAUAGUCCUGGACAUGAUUUGGCUAGACAGAGGUUUAGGCAGGCAGCACUGGAAUCUCCUUACAGUCCAGAACGUGUGAGAUACACGUAUGUUUACAAAGAGUCACAGCCACAAUUUGUGUCUGCCCUCUGUGCGGGUGAGGGCAGUCCUCUGGAACCUCUUAUGCACAUCGUCAUCAUCUGGAGAAGAGACGCUAAUCAUCUGAAGUACGAGUGGCUGCAAAAUGGCUGGAUCGAUGCAACUGAGGACGAGAAUAAAUGGAAUGAGACGAGGAGAAGUCUCGAGCAGACAAUACAACGUCUUCUAAGGACCACUGAGGCCCUUCCAUAUGCUGCCAGAGUCGAUGAACUUGCCGAUGAACAUGCCCAGGGUACUGUUGAUAAACUCAUUGGCAGGGCACUACUUGCCGUUGAUUACAUCUCUGAUAACUUAACGAAGGAACAGCUUCUGCCUCUUGCGUCUGUUAUCGCUUCUCUGUUGUUCAUUGGAGCUGCUGGCUAUGGCGUGUCUUAUUUGGUGAAGCUGGAGGAACUCAGCGUUCAGAGCAAGAUGCGACAAUUCAAUAAGGAAAAUUCUAAAGGCAUCUCGAGCCAGCCGCAGUUGCGACUCUAUGAGAUGAGGGCUGAAAAGUAUAAUGGACUCGUGAGGCUCUUGAAACCUGGGUGUAGGACUAUUAUUCUGAUUGUCGAUGCUCAGAGCAGGCUCAAGCUACUGCCAGCGUUUCAUAAAGCUGUCUGGCCUUACAGAAAAAAUAAGACACUGAUGUUUGGACAUCUGUCUCUGGAACGAGGACUCGAUUGGUACAAGAAAAUCCUGUCUUUGAGUCUCCAGGAACCCAAAGAAUUGAACAUAAAUCCAAAAAAUUGUGUUGGCACAGUUUUGGCAUUGAAUGGACAUCGGAAGUAUUUUUGUAUGUACCAUGCAAAACACCCAGAGUGUAGUAAGGGGAAAGGAGCGAAGCGAAUGGAAAGAAUGACGAAGCAUUUGAGCCGCCGAAAUGACGAUGCUGAAGCUGGUGCCUUUAUAGGAUUCGAUAGCUCUAGCGACUCCGAAAUGUCACAAGACGAGAUGGACAACAGUGUUUUGUACCAAGACAGACUUCUAGAUCGUCUACCGAACUGGCUGGAUAGAUUAUUCGAAGGCUCAACUCAACGUUAUUACAUCAAUUAUUGGCCGGAUUUCACUGCCAAAUAAGACGAGGUUUGUUGUACGUUUGCUAACGUAUAAAAUGCCUUUUAACUGUAAUGAAACUGUAUACAGGUGUCUUGAAUCUAGUCAUUGAAGUGAAGCAAUAUGGAGACUUGUUGAUACCAAUAAAAAUAAGUUUGAAGUCCGUCAUACAGACAUCAUUACUGCAUCACUGAGGGGUAAACAUUGCAGUUCAUAAAGUGUUAUAAUUUCCCACGAAUCUGUAUAGAUAUCAUUAUUUAUGUUAUAUCGUCAAUAAUGAUGAAGUUCUGCCGAAGGUGUGGAGACAACCUUGACUGAUACCAACGUACAACAGCAAUCAGUUCGGUUUUUGGAAAUGACUUGACGUUCAUUCCAUCUCAGUCAGGUGAUUUAUUAUUUUGAUACAAGUCCAUUAUGCCUGAGUCUAAUAGAGAUAGCGAAUUUAUCUAAUUCCGGUGAUUCGGAGAUAUUAUUCGCUAAUUACAUUGAAACAAUAGAACUUUACUCUUUGGUUUUUUAAUGCUCAUUUUGUCUUCUUUCUCUGUAAUUAAUACAAGUCUAGUCAAUAAAUGUGUUCCUUCAAUGUAGCACCAUGCUUCUCUUAAGCAGAAACUCGAUUAUUUGUAUGCUGAUUUACGAUUGAGAGUUGUGAAUUUUGGAGGAUUGAAUGUGUCAUUGUUUCAUUGUAUUUAUCUAUGUACGACGAUGUCAAUGCGUAUAAUGUGUUUCAGUAUGAAUAUGAAUGUCCGAGAGACGGAGUUGAAUUUUUUGCUGUGUGGAAUGAAAGGAAAUGAAUUUUUCAAUCGUUCAUUCAAUUAUUUGGUGGUAAAUUUGAAGAAAUUGCGUAGACACAAGUUUAUUUCAUUAAGGCCCGCAUGGAGCAUCUGUCGAACGCGAUCUUUUGUGCAUAUUCUAUCUUGUUAGCCUAAAAUAUAUUAAAAUUUGGGAUCGAAGGCUCUAGCCGGAUAGGCAGAGUGAUUCUGCCCCCAACGAAUUCGAUAGCGCCACUUUUCGGACAUGUUUAUGACCAAAAAAGAUAAUUGUCUGGAAAAUUUCAGAUCUUUAUCUUGGUUCCCUGAUUUUCAUUCAUUAAAAAA
Fopius arisanus is the source of this 4060-nucleotide messenger RNA. It is a transcript of the gene l(3)80Fg, whose product is annotated as dnaJ homolog subfamily C member 16 l(3)80Fg. NCBI's taxonomy places the organism in Eukaryota, Metazoa, Arthropoda, Insecta, Hymenoptera, Braconidae. The record is from RefSeq and is a predicted model, not a curated record. The transcript is spliced from 4 exons. The coding region runs from base 318 to 2987 and encodes 889 amino acids.